Messenger RNA from Puntigrus tetrazona (Sumatra barb), 391 nucleotides. RefSeq names its product myosin phosphatase Rho-interacting protein-like. NCBI's taxonomy places the organism in Eukaryota, Metazoa, Chordata, Actinopteri, Cypriniformes, Cyprinidae. The transcript has 5 exons. Bases 17 to 391 code for a protein of 124 amino acids. Gene Ontology annotation, biological process: actin filament organization. The record is from RefSeq and is a predicted model, not a curated record. Gene Ontology annotation, molecular function: actin filament binding. Gene Ontology annotation, cellular component: actin cytoskeleton.
AUCUGAAUUGUCCCUGAUGCAUUCACGCAUGAAUGGGGAGGUGAAACAUUCACAAUCUUCUCAGGAGAAAGACGUGUAUCAGCUGGAGGUAAAUCUCAGAGUAAAGGAAUCGGAGAUUAAGUGUCUAAAACAGGAGAUCAACUCACUUAAACUGGAACUGCAGGCGGGAAAUAUGUAUUUUAAAGAACUAAACUCUGAGCUGGUUGCUUCAGAAGUCAAAACUCAAAGUGACUUAAAUAAACUAAGGAUGGCGCCAGCAAGACAACACAGUUUAAAAUACGAUCUGAUGAAAUCCAGGAGCAACCCAGACUUCCCAAAGGACCAUGCUACUCUUACGCAGACCGUCAGAUCCAAGAGUCUUAAGAUGGACUCACAGUUCAGGAGAGGAUGA